UGUAGAAAGGGUUGUAACCGGUUAUGGAACCUGAAACAACACGAGAAAAUACACACAAGGGAGAAGCCUUACCACUGCUCCCAGUGUGGAAAGAGUUUUAAGCUUUUAGGAACCCUUAAAGCCCACGAGAAAAUACACACAGGGGAGAAGCCUUACCACUGCUCCCAGUGUGGAAAGAGUUUUAAGCUUUUAGGAACCCUUAAAGCUCAUGAGAGAAUACACACAGGGGAGAAGCCUUACCACUGCUCCCAGUGUGGAAAGAGUUUCAAACGGCCUUGUCGUCUGAAACAACACGAGAGAAUACACACAGGGGAGAAGCCUUACCACUGCUCCCAGUGUGGAAAGUGUUUCAGCAGUUUAGGGGAGCUGAAACGACAUGAGAUAAUACACACAGGGGAGAAGCCUUACCACUGCUCCCAGUGUGGAAAGUGUUUCAGCAGUUUAGGGGAGCUGAAACGACAUGAGAUAAUACACACAGGGGAGAAGCCUUACCACUGCUCCCAGUGUGGAAAGAGUUUCAAUCGGCCUUGUCAUCUGAAACAACACGAGAGAAUGCACACAGGGGAGAAGCCUUACCACUGCUCCCAGUGUGGAAAGUGUUUCAAUCGGUCAGGGGACCUGAAACAACACGAGAGAAUACACACAGGGGAGAAGCCUUACCACUGCUCCCAGUGUGGACAGUGUUUCAAUCGGUCAUGGGACCUGAAACGACACGAGAGAAUACACACAGGGGAGAAGCCUUACCACUGCUCCCAGUGUGGAAAGUGUUUCAAUCGGCCAGAGGACCUGAAACAACACGAGGGAAUACACACAGGGGAGAAGCCUUACCACUGCUCCCAGUGUGGAAAGUGUUUCAGCCAGAAAGGAGGCCUGACCCAACACGAGAGAAUACACACAGGGGAGAAGCCUUACCACUGCUCCCAGUGUGGAAAGUGUUUCAAACAGCCAGAAUAUCUGAAACGGCACGAGAGAAUACACACAGGGGAGAAGCCUUACCACUGCUCCCAGUGUGGAAAGUGUUUCAACCAGAAAGGAAGCCUGACCCAACACGAGAGAAUACACACAGGGGAGAAGCCUUACCACUGCUCCCAGUGUGGAAAUAGUUUUAAGGUGUUAGGAACCCUUAAAGCUCAUGAGAGAAUACACACAGGGCAGAAGCCUUACCACUCCUCCCAGGGUGCAAAGUUUUUGCCCAUUUAGGAAGCCUGAAAGAACAAAUGAGACUACACACAGAGGAGAAGGCUUAGAAAUUGCUCAGACUGGGAAAACAUAUUACUCAUCACAGUCACUUGAACGUCAUGAGAGAAUCCACACAGAAGAGAAGAAUUACUUGUAUAUCGAUAUUUCACAUCUCAUUGACUUAAAAUUCAUCAGAGAACAUACACAGUGCUCCCAUUGUCUUAUAUUGUUGACUGAUAAUGUGUUUACUUGUUUUUACCAUAUGAAAUUAAAUGGUACAAGGUAUACUCAAA
Molecule: messenger RNA, 1472 nt
Organism: Salvelinus namaycush (lake trout)
Lineage: Eukaryota; Metazoa; Chordata; Actinopteri; Salmoniformes; Salmonidae
Product: zinc finger protein 135-like
Exons: 1
Biological process (GO): regulation of transcription by RNA polymerase II
Molecular function (GO): DNA-binding transcription factor activity, RNA polymerase II-specific; RNA polymerase II cis-regulatory region sequence-specific DNA binding
Source: RefSeq, a predicted model, not a curated record